ACAGCCUCCCCGCACCCCUCCGCCGGCGCCCGCCGCCUCCGCCUGGCCGGUCCCAAGCCCCCCAAAGCGGGGAGCGGCGGUGGGACCCGCGGGACCCCCGACCCCCGAGCGGGCAAGACCCCCACCAAACCUGCCGGCAGCCGCCUCUCGUGGCCCGAGGGAGAGGGGAAGGGGCGCCCCAAGGCGGGGGGCAAGACCGAGGGGCCCCCCCGGGCCCGGCUGUCCCCAAGCAAGGGCAAGAGCAAGACCCUGGACUACAGCGACCUGCAGCCGGGGCCGGGGGCUCUGGUCCCCGCCCCUGCCCCCGAGACGGGGCUGAAGCGGGGACGCGAGGGGGGUCGCGCCUCCACCCGCGACCGAAAGAUGCUCAAGUUCAUCAGCGGCAUCUUCACCAAGAGCCCUGCGGCGACCCCCACCCACCCCGCGCCCCCCUGGUCUCCCCCCGGCGCCGACCCGGCCAGGGCCACCCCCCACAAGGCCUUGGUGAACAGCCAGGAGUGGACCCUGGGCCGCUCCAUCCCUGAGAUCCGCCUGGGGGUCCUGGGCAGCAGCAAGAGCGGGAAGUCGGCGCUCGUCCACCGGUUCCUCACCGGUUCCUAUGUGGGCCUGGAGCCCACCGAGAGUGGACAGUUCAAGCGUGAGGUGACGGUUGAUGGCCAGAGCCACCUCUUGCUCAUCCGGGAGGAGGCCGGCGCCCCGGACGCGCAGUUUGCCAGCUGGGCGGACGCCGUCAUCUUCGUCUUUAGCCUGGAGAACGAGAGCAGCUUCGAGGAGGUGACGCAGCUGCACGCGCUGCUCAGCGACCUCCGCGGCACCAGCGACGUGGCCCUGGCGCUGGUGGGCACCCAGGACAAGAUCAGCUCGUCCAGCCCGCGAGCCGUGGAGGACGCGCGCGCCCGGGCGCUCUGCGGGGACAUGCGGCGCUGCCUCUACUACGAGACCUGUGCCACGUACGGCCUCAACGUGGACCGGGUCUUCACUGAAGUGGCCCAGAAGGCCGUGGCACUGAAGAAGCAGCAGCAGCUGAUGGCGUCCUGCAAGUCCCUGCCCAGCUCCCCGAGCCAUUCCGCCGCCUCCACCCCCGUGGGGGGCGUCCACCCCGGCCAGACCACCAAUGGUGGCCACACCAGCGACUACUCGUCCUCACUGCCAUCCACCCCCAACGUGAGCCACCGGGAGCUGCGCAGCGAGACCCCGGCCCCGCUGGGGACCCCCAGCUCUCUGCACCGCGGGGCCAAGCGCCGCACCAGCCUCUUCGCCACGCGCCGCGGCAGCGACUCUGAGAAGCGCAGCCUGGACAGCCGAGGCGAGGUGGCCGGCAGUGGCCGCGCCAUCCCCAUCAAGCAGAGCUUCCUGCUGAAGCGCAGCGGCAACUCCCUGAACAAGGAGUGGAAGAAGAAAUACGUGACCCUGUCCAGCAACGGCCUCCUCUUCUACCACCCCAGCAUCAACGACUACAUCCACAGCACCCACGGGAAGGAGAUGGACCUGCUGCGCACCACGGUCAAGGUGCCCGGGAAGCGCCCGCCACGCGCCAUCUCUGCCUGCGGCCCCUCAGCCAGCAUCAACGGGCUGCUGCGGGAGCCCGAGCCGGGCGGCGGUGUCCACUCCGUGGGGCUGAGCCUGCCCCCUGAGCCAGGGCUGAAGGUGGUGGGCAAGGGGUCACUGCAGCGCUGCGCCUCCGCCUCUGGCGCCAAGCUCGCCUCAGAGUCCCCGUUGUCCUUUGAGGCCGUGUCCAGCCCCGGCAGCGCGGGCAGGGACCCUCCUCCAUCGCCGCUGGUGGACAGGAAGAAGCACCGGCGGAAGAAGCUGAUGACACCGUCCAAGACCGAGAGCUCGGGUGGGCAGGCAGAAGCCAAGCGCAAAAUGUGGAAAUUAAAAAGUUUUGGUAGUUUAAGAAAUAUUUAUAAAACAGAGGAGGAGAACUUUGAGUUUCUGAUCGUGUCAAGCACGGGGCAGACGUGGCACUUUGAGGCCGGCAGCUUCGAGGAGCGCGACGCGUGGGUUCAGGCCAUCGAGAGCCAGAUCCUGGCCAGCCUGCAGUGCUGCGAGAGCAGCAAGAACAAGGCGCGCAUGGACAGCCAGAGCGAGGCUGUGGCCAUCCAGGCCAUCCGCAACGCCCGCGGGAACUCGCUCUGCGUGGACUGCGGGGCACCCAACCCCACGUGGGCCAGCCUGAACCUGGGCGCCCUGAUCUGCAUCGAGUGCUCGGGCAUCCACCGCAACCUGGGCACGCACGUGUCGCGCGUGCGCUCGCUGGACCUGGACGAUUGGCCACGGGAGCUGACCCUGGUGCUCACGGCCAUCGGCAACGCCACCGCCAACAGCAUCUGGGAGCAGAACCCGCGCGGCCGCUGCAAGCCCACCCACGAGUCCUCCCGGGAGGAGAGGGAAUCGUGGAUUCGUGCCAAGUACGAGCAGCGGCUGUUCCUGGCGCCGCUGCCCGCGGCCGAGGCGCCGCUGGCCGAGCGGCUGCUGGGGGCCGUGCGUGACCAGGACCUGCCCACGGUGCUGCUGCUCCUGGCCCACAGCCACAAGGAGCAGCUCAACGUGGCCAUGGCGGACACGGACCGGCGCACGGCGCUGCACCUGGCCUGCGACACCGCCCAGGUGGUCGUCACCCAACUGCUGGUGUGGUACGGGGCCGAUGUGCGGGCACGGGACGGGCACGGCCGCACCGCGCUGUUCUACGAGUGGAGCGAUGGGGGCCUCCCCUCCCCUGGGUGCGCCCCAAUUUAG
Messenger RNA from Parus major (Great Tit), 2739 nucleotides. Its product is annotated as arf-GAP with GTPase, ANK repeat and PH domain-containing protein 2-like. The record is from RefSeq and is a predicted model, not a curated record. The annotation marks the transcript as partial. The transcript has 20 exons. Gene Ontology annotation, molecular function: GTPase activator activity; GTPase activity; protein binding. NCBI's taxonomy places the organism in Eukaryota, Metazoa, Chordata, Aves, Passeriformes, Paridae. Gene Ontology annotation, cellular component: nucleus.